Monascus purpureus is the source of this 2820-nucleotide messenger RNA. Lineage: Eukaryota; Fungi; Ascomycota; Eurotiomycetes; Eurotiales; Aspergillaceae. The record is from the annotation of a GenBank genome assembly.
AUGUCAACGGCGCCCUCAUUGUCUAGCGUGGAUCUCUUAUCCCCUCCCAGCCGUGGCCGUGGCCACUCGCGCUCAAGGGGCUGGGCACAGUCGCCAGCGUCACUGUCAUCCAGCGAGCAAACGGCUGCUCAGCAGACCUCUGCAGCUCCACCUUACACAAAUGGCCACAGGCUGAACACACCUUGGCGUGAUAAUAUUCGACCACGCUCACGGUCUCCUUUGCCUCGCGAAGUCGGCGAUCCCACCACGGAAGAGAGCGAUGUGAAGGCGGCACAGGCAACAUCAGAGCCAUCGUCACAAUUAGAAACCUCCCUGGAUACGGCAGACAAUUCACUCUUUCAGAACCAUGAGAUGAUCAGAGGCUUUUUAGUGACCCUACCGUCGAUCGCCAUAUCUUGGUUUGCAAAGUAUUACGGACAAUCGAAUACGUCCACUGCCGCAAACUAUGAAUCCGAUAUUGCGUCCACCUGUUCUUCCAAUAAUUGGUCGCAAUCAGGGUGUUUGCGUAGUGAAAUACGACGGUUAGAGCAGAAGGCUUGCAUUUUGACGUCGGCUACAUUGCUUUUCACCGGUGGCUGGCAGAUCUUGAAACUGCAACGUCAGAAUCUUAGCUUCCCGGCUGCAUUCAGAACAAAACUAUCUCAACUUGAUGCCAAAACAGCGGGUGCGCUAUUUCUGCAGAUAUGUUCCGUGGGAUUGCCCAUUUACGCAGCUCUGAAAGUCGGUGGAUUCCUCGUGGCGUUCGCUUUAUCUCUCGCACUGGCGUCAGGAAUCCCGACGAUGAGUAGGUCGAAUGUUGCUCGCAGCUUCCAAGCCCGCAUCAUGGAAAAGAAGUGGAGUGUAAUGUCUCUUGCUGGUGCAAUUGUCCUGAGCUUUCUAAGCUUGGAUGGAUCGUGGGAUAAUAUGGCCCUUGUGGGUUAUGUGGCCUUGCUUAUAUCUGUUUUUGCCCUCCGUCCUCCGUUUCCAGGUUCCCAGGGACCUGCUGCCCCUGAAUCUGUUCUCAGCCUUCUAUCUAAGGGCCUUGACUCGAGUGCUUCGCCAUCUCACCAACGCAAAAUAUCGAACUCGAAUUUCUCGCCUAUUAUAGGUCCAGAAAAUGCCGUACUAUCUGUGCUUUCUGGGGGGCUUCUAGCCAUUGCCGUGGCAGUUGUUUCUAUCAUCCACGGGGAAGUUCUGUUUGGAGUUCGGGACUUGGUAUCCGUUUUAUCUACCGCAGGUGCUAUUACUCUGUCCUUGGUAUGCAUGCCCUCUGCGCGCUUGCAAUCUUCGCAAAAACUUGGCCUCGCUGUUGGAACCGGUGCUAGUGUCUUCCUGUGUGCUGUGCGCCCAGGUAACAAUAUUGUUUGGACGUUAUGGAUCAGAAGCGUCACUGCUGCAAUUUCAUUUUUUGCAGCCAGAUUCGACGACAAGCAGACCCGAUCUACGGAAGGUCAUCAUCAUGUUCAUUCGUCAUCGGGGUUGUCAAAAAUGACAAGACUUAUACUCUCCUAUAGCGAGCCAUAUCCGCUUCUGCACAGUAUUAUAAGAGAGAAAGACUCUCGUCGGAUAUUCUAUUUUAUGUGUCUGAACUUUGGCUUCAUGCUUGUUCAACUAUCAUACGGCUUCCUCACGGGGUCUCUCGGACUCCUCAGCGACAGCAUCCAUAUGUUCUUUGACUGCUUAGCACUAGUCGUUGGUCUGUGUGCUGCCGUCAUGAGCAAAUGGCCUUCCAGCCCUAGGUUCCCGUACGGAUAUGGGAAAGUGGAUACACUCUCUGGAUUUGCCAAUGGUGUAUUUCUCAUGAUAAUAAGCAUCGAAAUAAUAUACGAGGCCAUAGAGAGACUAUUUUCUGGCAGCGAGAUGCACCGAAUUGGCGAACUUCUUGUUGUUAGUUUUGCCGGUCUUCUUGUGAAUAUCAUUGGCAUCAUGUCCUUCGAUCAUGGGCAUGCACACGGACACGACCAUGGCCACAGUCAUGAUCAUGGCAACGAGAACAUGCAUGGUAUCUUCCUUCACAUUCUUGCAGAUACACUGGGAUCUGUGGCUGUCGUUAUCUCUACAGUCCUUGUCCACCUCUACAGCUGGUCAGGCUUCGAUCCUCUUGCAUCGUGUCUGAUUGCCGCGUUGAUUUUUGCCUCAUCCGUACCUUUGGUCAAAAGCACAGCCAAAACAUUAUUGCUCACGCUUCCUGCCGACGUCGAAUAUAGUCUUCGUGACACACUAGCGGGAGUCAGCACAUUGAAAGGUGUGGCCGGGUACACCGUUCCAAAAUUUUGGCUAGAUGAUACUGUGACUGGGGAUUCCGACGGCCACGACCAUUGUGACGGUGACCAUGAUGGCCAUCAUCAUCAUCAUCAUCAUCACCACGGCCACGACCAUGAACAUACGCAUAGUCAUGAUCAUGGUCAUGAUCACAGUCAUAGCCACGGCCACAACUACAGCCAUCAUGGUCACGAACAGCAACCCAAAGUAUUGGGCGUAAUCCAUGUCAUUGCGUCCCGCGGUUCGGACCUGGAAGAUGUCCGACAACGAACGAUUAAUUUCCUGAAAGAGAAGAACAUGGAUAUCCUCGUCCAAGUCGAGCGAGAGGGAGAUGGCCACUGCUGGUGUGGUGGCGGGAACAAGACUUAAAGCAGCAUUUAUAUUUCAUUGCAGGGUUCAGGAACCCUCUUUUGGACAUUUUCCAAUUCGGCUACUAUAUGCUUGUUCUAUUUGGGAUAUGCCAGCCCGCAUAUAUACUGCCUCUAUAUGAUAUAUACAAGUGGUUGGGAAUCGGGUUAUUGUUCGCUAUGAUUUGAUAUAGAUAUCUGUGUAUACGCGGUUAUACAGCUCUGAAUUUGC